UUCCUCCAAGAUGGCGAGCGGCGGCGGCGGCGGCGCUGGGGGGGUUUCGGUGCCUGCGCUCUGGAGCGAAGUGAACCGUUACGGCCAGAAUGGUGACUUCACGCGCGCUCUCAAGACCGUCAACAAAAUACUGCAGAUCAACAAGGAUGAUGUAACUGCCCUACACUGUAAAGUGGUAUGCCUCAUCCAGAAUGGAAGCUUUAAGGAAGCCUUGAACAUCAUCAAUUCUCAUACCAAAGUGUUAGCCAAUAACUCUCUCUCUUUUGAGAAGGCAUAUUGCGAGUAUAGGCUGAACAGAAUUGAGAAUGCCUUGAAGACAAUAGAAAGUGCCAACCAGCAGACAGACAAGCUAAAGGAGCUUUAUGGACAAGUGUUAUACCGGCUAGAACGCUAUGAUGAAUGCUUAGCUGUGUAUAGAGAUCUCGUCCGAAACUCCCAAGAUGAUUAUGAUGAGGAGAGAAAAACAAACCUUUCAGCAGUUGUUGCAGCUCAAAGCAAUUGGGAAAAAGUGGUUCCAGAGAACUUGGGCCUACCAGAAGGCACACAUGAACUAUGCUACAAUGCUGCAUGUGCACUGAUAGGACAAGGCCAGCUGAGUCAGGCAAUGAAAAUCCUACAAAAAGCUGAAGAUCUUUGCCGCCGUUCAUUAUCAGAAGAUUCUGAUGGGACUGAGGAAGACCCACAGGCAGAACUGGCCAUCAUUCACGGGCAGAUGGCCUAUAUUCUGCAGCUUCAGGGUCGUACAGACGAGGCUCUGCAACUUUACAAUCAGAUAAUAAAACUGAAGCCAACAGAUGUGGGAUUGCUAGCUGUGAUUGCAAAUAACAUCAUUACCAUUAACAAGGACCAAAAUGUCUUUGACUCCAAGAAGAAGGUGAAAUUAACCAAUGCAGAAGGAGUAGAGUUUAAGCUUUCCAAGAAACAGCUGCAAGCUAUAGAAUUUAACAAAGCUUUACUUGCUAUGUACACAAAUCAGGCAGAACAAUGCCGAAAAAUAUCUUCUAGUUUACAGUCCCAAAGCCCUGAGCGUCUCCUGCCUGUGUUAAUCCAAGCUGCACAGUUCUGUCGUGAAAAGCAGCACAUAAAAGCUAUAGAGCUGCUUCAGGAAUUUUCAGAUCAGCAUCCAGAAAAUGCAGCAGAAAUUAAGCUGACCAUGGCACAACUGAAAAUUUCCCAAGGGAAUAUUUCCAAAGCAUGUCUAAUCUUGAGAAGCAUAGAGGAAUUAAAGCAUAAACCAGGCAUGGUAUCUGCAUUAGUGACUAUGUACAGCCAUGAAGAAGAUAUUGAUAGCGCCAUUGAGGUCUUCACACAAGCUAUCCAGUGGUAUCAAAACCAUCAGCCCAAAUCUCCUGCUCAUUUGUCCUUGAUAAGAGAAGCUGCAAAUUUCAAACUCAAAUAUGGACGGAAGAAGGAAGCAAUUAGUGACCUAGAACAGCUAUGGAAACAAAAUCCAAAAGAUAUUCAUACCCUGGCACAGCUUAUUUCUGCUUACUCACUAGUAGAUCCUGAGAAAGCAAAAGCUCUUAGUAAACACUUGCCCUCGUCAGAUAGUAUGUCUCUGAAAGUAGAUGUUGAGGCUCUUGAAAAUUCUCCAGGUGCUACGUACAUUCGGAAGAAGGGUGGAAAAGUUGCUGGAGAUAGUCAACCAAAGGAGCAAGGACAGGGAGAUUUGAAAAAGAAGAAGAAGAAAAAGAAGGGAAAACUGCCUAAGAAUUAUGACCCAAAAGUGACUCCAGAUCCAGAAAGAUGGCUACCAAUGCGUGAGCGGUCUUACUACCGGGGAAGAAAGAAGGGUAAGAAGAAGGAUCAGAUUGGAAAGGGGACCCAGGGAGCAACUGCAGGAGCUUCCUCUGAACUGGAUGCCAGUAAAACUGUGAGCAGCCCACCCACCUCCCCAAGACCUGGCAGUGCAGCAACAGCAUCUGCAUCUACAAGUAAUAUCAUACCCCCAAGACACCAGAAACCUGCAGGGGCUCCAGCAACAAAAAAGAAACAGCAACAGAAAAAGAAGAAAGGUGGAAAAGGUGGCUGGUGAUUAGAACAUUGUUGUUGCAGACUAUUUUUCAGCUAGUCUUAGUGACACUGGGAACUUAAUAAAGGAUCUUAAAACAGCCUAUCACAUUACAGACAUCCAUGAAGCUUUGGCGUUAUCUGACGUGGGA
Eptesicus fuscus (big brown bat) is the source of this 2162-nucleotide messenger RNA. It is a transcript of the gene SRP72, whose product is annotated as signal recognition particle 72. Gene Ontology annotation, cellular component: signal recognition particle, endoplasmic reticulum targeting. The record is from RefSeq and is a predicted model, not a curated record. Gene Ontology annotation, molecular function: ribosome binding; protein binding; 7S RNA binding. Lineage: Eukaryota; Metazoa; Chordata; Mammalia; Chiroptera; Vespertilionidae. The transcript has 20 exons. Gene Ontology annotation, biological process: SRP-dependent cotranslational protein targeting to membrane. The coding region runs from base 11 to 2035 and encodes 674 amino acids.